Molecule: messenger RNA, 3308 nt
Organism: Carassius carassius (crucian carp)
Lineage: Eukaryota; Metazoa; Chordata; Actinopteri; Cypriniformes; Cyprinidae
Product: IQ motif and SEC7 domain-containing protein 1-like
Exons: 15
Coding region: 316-3234 (972 amino acids)
Biological process (GO): actin cytoskeleton organization; regulation of ARF protein signal transduction
Molecular function (GO): protein binding; guanyl-nucleotide exchange factor activity
Source: RefSeq, a predicted model, not a curated record
CGUCGCAUUGCAUCGCAUGUUUAUUCAGGGUGCUUACUGCGCAACAAUUUAUAAAUGCAUUCUAGUGUAUGGCAAGUGGAUUAAAUAUUCUCUACUGCACCACGAACUCCUUCCAGAACAGUGAACUGUGAUUUUUAAACUAUAGCCACAUGUAAGCUUUAGUGACACAAAGCACCGCAGGAGACGCAGAGUCAGCGUUUGACAGAAGCAUGGCUGAGCCCGGGACGUGCGCACCUCGCAUAAAUCACAGCGCGUCUUUAGCUGGAGAAAAGAGGCUAUAUUUGACUCGGACUGGUGAGGCUGAAUGAAAAGACGAUGGACAGCCGGACCGAGAACCCGACGAAGGCAGCGGGCUUUCUGAAGGAGCUGAAUAAGAUCAUAGAGACCCAGCAGACGCUGCUGGAGCGGCAGAAGAGGCGCAUCUUUGAGCUGGAGCAGCAUGUGUCCGAGCUGCGCGCAGAGAACAGCCGCCUGAGACACGAGCACCAGCGGCAUCUGCUCAGCUGCAGACUGCGCUCCAUCCAGGAGAACAGCAGCCCGCUGCAGCAGUCAGAAUAUGGCAGAACAAGAAUCGUUAGAAGACAUGCCUCUCUUCCUGUGGAAACGACAGACCGUUCCAGCAGCAUCCGAUCGGCCGUGUGGAGGAGACCUGUGCCAUGCCGACAGUGGAAGUCUGUAUCCUUCGGUGUGGAGGGGAAUGUUCAAAACAGUGAGGCCGGCCCUUCCUUGGACACCAGCACAGGAUAUGGCCAUGGCCGAGGCCCUGUCACACACAGUUCUUCCUUGAGUCCAGAACAGUUUGAAAGCCCAGUGUACGGUCAUAGUGUCCAGCCAGGCCCACAGCGCCCUCAGCGGCCAAAACUACAGCACUCUCAGUCCAUCCUCCGCAAGCAGGCAGAGGAGGAGGCCAUCAAGCGCUCGCGCUCCCUCUCUGAGAGCUAUGAGCUCUCCACAGACCUGCAGGACAAGAAGGUGGAAAUGCUUGAGCGGAAAUACGGAGGCCGUUUCAUAACCCGCCAUGCAGCGCGCACCAUCCAGACAGCUUUCCGCCAACACCAGAUGAACAAGAACUUUCAGCGUCUCAGGAGCUCGAUGUCGGAGAACCGCAUGACCCGCAGGAUCCUUCUGUCCAACAUGAGGAUGCAGUUUUCCUUUGAGGGGCCUGAGAAAGCUCAUGGAUCUGUUUUGUUGGGGAGGCAAAUGUCUCUCCUGGAUGAUGUCAGCCAAGAAGGAGGCAUGGUGCAGGCCACAGAGAUGGUCCCUGUCAUUUUGGAAGCCCCAGAAACUCAAAACGACUUGACAGACACAAUCACACAGCUUGAGGACACUUUCUCCAGGCAAGUGAAGUCACUGGCGGAGUCGAUCGACGAUGCACUGAACUGCCGUAGUCUGCACAGAGAGGAGACGCAGCCCGAGCAAGUGGUUUGUCAGGAGAACAAGCAUCAGGAUGAUGAGGUCUGUGACGUGACACUCUUCAUCGAUGAAGAGGAGCUCUCUCCGCUGGUCCAGCCGUCCACGGACUCCAGGGAUGAGAAGCUGGACAUGGACACUCCUUCCCUCGAGCGCCAGGGACCAGGCUUACCCCUGCUGACUGUUGAGCCUCCCAGCGACAGAGCAGCAGAUACAAGCCACCAGUCCAAGCAAGAUCUGGUCCAGCCGCUAAACAUUUACCAACGCACCGCAGCCGGACCCCGUCCCAAACAAGGGCUACCUCCUAGAGUCCCCUCGCUCUCUGGAGACGAAGAGCCGCUUCGUCACCGGCAGCUGGAGAGCCACCUGGCCACCAACGGCAAGCGACAGAGCAAGUCUGAGUCUGACUUCUCAGACGGAGACAAUGACAGCAUCAACAGCAAUUCAAACUCCAUUGACACGAUAAACUCAGAAAUGUCAUCCAGAGACGAACAAAGUUUCAUCAAACAGACGUACCACAAAGACACUCACAACAGCUGGGACUCUCCGGCCUUCAGCAGCGAUAUCAUGCGCAAGAGACGAUACCGCAUCGGCCUCAACCUCUUCAAUAAAAAGCCAGAGAAGGGCAUCCAGUACCUGACGGAGAGGGGCUUUAUUCCGGACACUCCUGUGGGUGUGGCCCACUUCCUGCUGCAGAGGAAAGGCUUGAGUAGACAAAUGAUUGGAGAAUUUCUUGGGAACAGACAGAAACAGUUCAACAGGGAUGUUUUAGACUGUGUGGUGGAUGAGCUGGAUUUCUCAGUGAUGGAGCUGGAUGAAGCUCUGCGGAAAUUCCAGGCUCAAAUCCAGGUUCAGGGCGAGGCACAGAAAGUGGAGCGCCUGAUCGAGGCUUUCAGCCAGCGCUACUGCAUCUGUAACCCUGAUGUGGUCUGUCAGUUCAGAAACCCUGACACCAUCUUCAUCUUGGCUUUCGCCAUCAUCCUCCUCAACACAGACAUGUACAGCCCCAAUGUCAAGCCAGAACGCAAGAUGAAGCUUGAGGACUUCGUCAAAAAUCUGCGAGGGGUUGAUGAUGGUGAGGACAUCCCUCGGGAGAUGCUGGUCGGGAUUUACGAGCGGAUCCAGAAGAAGGAGCUCAAAACCAAUGAGGACCAUGUGUCUCAGGUGCAGAAGGUGGAGAAACUCAUUGUGGGCAAGAAGCAAAUGGGAUCACUUCACCAUGGCCUUGGAUGUGUGCUGUCUCAGGCUCAUCGCAGGCUGGUGUGUUACUGCAGACUGUUCGAGGUCCCAGAUCCCAACAGACUGCAGAAACUGGGGCAGCACCAGCGGGAGAUCUUCCUGUUUAAUGACCUUCUGGUGGUUACCAAGAUCUUCCAGAAGAAGAAAAACUCAGUGACGUAUAGUUUCAGGCAGUCUUUCUCUCUGUACGGGAUGCAAGUCAUGCUCUUUGAGAACCAGUUCUAUCCGAAUGGUAUCCGGCUGACUUCAGCCAUUCCUGGUGCAGACUUCAAAGUCCUGAUCAAUUUGAAUGCUCCAAACUCUCAGGACCGCAAGAAAUUCACCAGCGACCUGCGAGAGUCCAUCGCUGAGGUCCAGGAAAUGGAAAAGUACCGGAUAGAGUCUGAGCUAGAGAAACAGAAAGGAGUGGUCAGACCCAGUAUGUCUCAGAGCAUGUCGGGCCUAAAGAAGGAGAGCGGAAACAGCACCAUGGGCCGCACUAGUCUGGAUGACACGUACACCAUGGGGGAGGGGCUAAAGCGGAGCGCGCUCAGUAGCUCCCUGCGUGACCUUUCUGAAGCAGGGGCUUUCACUUGUAUCUGUUAGAUGGCCGAUGAACCUCAUGCAUACAAACACAGAGUGCUCUCCUUUAAUCAAAUGCUUGGUGUCCCUGCAAGUCU